Molecule: messenger RNA, 2562 nt
Organism: Etheostoma spectabile (orangethroat darter)
Lineage: Eukaryota; Metazoa; Chordata; Actinopteri; Perciformes; Percidae
Gene: syt12
Product: synaptotagmin XII
Exons: 8
Coding region: 506-1795 (429 amino acids)
Biological process (GO): synaptic vesicle endocytosis; calcium ion-regulated exocytosis of neurotransmitter
Cellular component (GO): exocytic vesicle; plasma membrane
Molecular function (GO): clathrin binding; phosphatidylserine binding; calcium-dependent phospholipid binding
Source: RefSeq, a predicted model, not a curated record
GUGUGUAAGGAGGAGGAGGCGGUGGUCUUGUUAUUGAGCGGCCCGGCGGUGUAAGUUGCGCUGCAGGGGUGGGACUUUCUCUCUGCAGUCAGUCGGUCAGGGGUUAGAUGCUGCUCAUACAGAAAAUGCCUCUGGUAGCAGCUUUUUAUACUCUAGCGGACAGCAGCACUAAAACAGACGGACACCUCCGAGUGGAAGAUAGAUCCUCCUCCUCCUCCUCUUCUUUAUCACCCUUUUGUUCAUCGUCCUCCUCCAGUUGGCCGCGUCUGAAAGCUUGUGGAUGCGCUGAGACGGGAGGAGUGUAAACGCCGUUUCCCUCCCCUACACCGCCUCCGGGACACAUAGACCGGACCGGCACCGGUGUCAUUGGAUGGAGAGAGGCGCCUGAAGAAGGGAGAGCGGUGGAGUUGGUCUACCCCCCCUCCUCCUCCUCCUCCUCCUCCUCCUCCUCCUCCUCUUUCUUCCCUACUGCACCAAAAGAAAACUCCGGGCUGGCUGCAGCACCAUGUCCUCCGCUCAAAGUGGGGAUAUAUCAGGCUACCAUCUAAGUGUGGUGCGUAACCCGCCCGGCUGGGAGGUGGGGAUCUACCUGGUGGGCUUCUUCGUGCUGCUGGCCAUGGCCGGGCUUAACAUCUGGAAGUUGUGGAAAUCUGGAACGUUCCCCGCACCGUCUCCGUUCCCCAACUUUGACUAUCGAUAUCUGCAAGAAAAAUAUGGAACCUCCUUCUCAGAAGUCAGACAAAAGCGAGUCGCUGCCAACAACCACCGGCGGACCUCUGCCACUUCCAGCCGCAAACCCAGCCUGGCCCUCUGUGACACCCCGGACGCUUUCAGGGACCUGGGCCACCUGGAGCUGAUGAGCCGGGAGUUGGACCCAACAGGCAUGGCUCAGCUCCACCGGUCCAUCUCCACCGACUCGCUCAGCUCCAUUUCCUCCAUCGCCAAUAACUUCGGCCACGACUUUACCGUCGGCCAGCUGGAGGUGACGCUCGAGUUCGAGCAGUCCAGGCAACCGGGUCAGGGGGCGGGCGUGCUCCACAUCGCUCUGCACCAGGGCAAAGACCUGCUGGAGAGGGAGGAGGGAGACUUCCCCGGCUGCUUCAUCAGAGUCUCCCUGGGGCCAGAGGAUCUCAAUGUGGGAGUCACAAGGGUCCAGAAGAAUGCAUUCACCGUGAUUUUUGAUGAGCACUUCUCCAUCCCCAUGGACUCCUCCUUGUUGGAGGAGUACAGUCUGCGUUGCGCAGCUUUUGGUAUUGAUGCUGACGAGAGAAACAUCAGCGCAGGACUGGCAGAUCUCAAGCUGUCAGACCUGGACCUGACCAUCAGACCAUUCAACGCCUGGCUCUACCUUCAAGAUGUCAAUAAGGCUGUGGAUGCAGUUGGGGAGAUCCUGUUGUCUCUCAGCUAUUUGCCGACAGCAGAGCGCCUCACAGUGGUUGUGGCCAAGUGCAAGAACCUUUUGUGGACCAACAGCAAGAACACUGCAGAUCCGUUUGUCAAAGUGUAUCUCCUGCAAGAUGGCAGGAAAAUCAGCAAGAAGAAGACUUCCACCAAAAGGGACGACACAAACCCCAUCUUCAAUGAAGCUAUGAUCUUCUCUGUGCCGUCCAUCGUCCUGCAGGAACUCUCCCUGAGGGUGACAGUGGCAGAGGCCACUGACGACGGCCGGGGCGAGAACCUGGGCCAUGUGAUCAUCGGCCCAGAGGCCAGCGGGAUGGGAAUCACCCACUGGAACCAGAUGUUGGCCACUCUAAGGAAGCCUGUUUCCAUGUGGCACCCACUGCGCAGGAUCUAGCCCUCUUUGCUCUCACACACAAAACCUGUUUCAAGUAAAACACUCAAUUAUUCACGUUCCUUUCACCUCUCCCUUUAUUUGGUGCCAUGUUCAAAUCUGUUUUGAGUAAGAUAAGAGUGUUUGGCCCACAUGAGGAUCUUGUGUGGGGUAUAAGUUGAUCUGCUGGUGAGUAACCAAUUGAAGUAAACACCUUAUCUUCAUGUAAAGGGGAGGAACCUUAAAUGCCAGUGCUUGACUCUGAACAGGGUGUUUUUAUUGAUCCCUGGAUCAAAUAUACGCAUAAAUCCUGUCUCUAGCAUUUGGCUUCAUUCUGACUCGGGUGCAUUGUAGGUGAGGGUGGCAUUUAGAAAGAAGCAGUGCACAUACCAAACAUCACACAGAAAGUAAUUGAUGAGUUUUCAAAUGGUGUCCAUUCUAUAUCUUUACCUUGUGCCCUUGGCUUGAGAAUCUGGCUAAAUUACAAUACUCCACCAGAACAACAGCAGAGGAGACAUGUAUGUGGAUAUUUUUUCCAUUCUCAAAAGUUUUGUUCAGAAAUUUCAUUUUGGACUUUGAUGUGAAUUUUAAUUAACAAAAGGAGCCCAGCCUAGGCAGGCAGAACACCCUCUCUGCAUGGUGCCUAUUCUGGUUGUAGCCUGUUAGCUGUCUAGAGAAUGACCGACUGGACGGCAGGGUGAAAUUGCCUCUUUUUCAGGAAAAAACUAAUUUGUCUUUUCAAACCAGUCAUUGAUUGCACCUUCUUCAUUGAUUUUGUAGCGGUUUUAGAG